AUGUCACCAAAGCGUGGACACCGAGUUUGGUCGGAUGAGAUGGCCAAGACCGUCUCACAGCAACGCCGUGCUCGCUUUUCGGCUUCCAAAGGCCAAGGGGACGCUGCAGGAGGUAAUCCCCAAGAUAUCGAUGGCGUGGAUGCAUUGCCUCGAAGCAUAUCUUCUUCAUCAGCCUCGAGCAGGCCUCCUCGGACCAAAGGUCAACGGAGAAGUCCUGCUGAAGGUUGGACGGAACCUGAGCCAAGGGCGAGGUCGCCUGGGAAGUUCGCAUUUCUUGCUGGCAUCCUUGUGGUCGCCUUGUUGCUUAUUUGGGGCCUAUCUCAGACCGAAAAAGACGAGCGGAGCCAAGACGGCUGGCGAAGCCCCGAGUCCCGACCAGACAUACCACCGACACAGAUACCGCAGGAUGGUUGGCUCGCAUAUCUUGUAACGCAGACAUGA
Symbiodinium natans is the source of this 441-nucleotide messenger RNA. The record is from the annotation of a GenBank genome assembly. NCBI's taxonomy places the organism in Eukaryota, Dinophyceae, Suessiales, Symbiodiniaceae.